Gallus gallus (chicken) is the source of this 2558-nucleotide messenger RNA. RefSeq lists its product as uncharacterized. The coding region runs from base 1954 to 2532 and encodes 192 amino acids. The transcript is spliced from 2 exons. The record is from RefSeq and is a predicted model, not a curated record. Lineage: Eukaryota; Metazoa; Chordata; Aves; Galliformes; Phasianidae.
AAAACUUUCAUUAAAGCUAGUGCCUACCGUUUCUGUUGCACUAGAAUUAAUCAGAAGUAACUCCACAGAAAGCAGUAGAGUUGCAAUUGGUAUAAUUACAGGAUAAGCUUGGCUCAGAACUUUCUCUUCUAAGGUACAACAAACUGUUGAAAGCAGCUGGGCUUUUAUACGGGGAAGUAAAUGCAAGGUGAACAAACACUUGAGAAAAAAGAAUACAGUCCCUUGUGACUAGGAUAACACCUGCCUUUCUGGUGGCAUUCUCACCUCCCAAAGAAGAGGUGUCCAGGGCUAUCUGGAGCUAAAAGAUGGGACCGAUCUCUUUUCCAGACGAAUUCAGAUGUUCUCAAUCUGUUUAUUCACUUGAGACUAUUGUGAAUAUCUUCUGCUUGGCCCAAAGAGCAUACAUUUUGGGAAGAGUACAGUUUUAGAAAGGAAAGUUAUAAAUAAUAAUAAUAAUAAUAAUCAGAUUGUAAGAGAAAGCAGAUAAUGGGCAUAAAGGAAAGAAGGAAGAAAGCAAGCUUAGAUUUUUACAAAGGUUAUCCAAAAAACAGUCGCUUUAGGCUGCAUAUUGCAGGCUUUUUACCAAGCUCUGUUCUUUCCCUUCGAACUCUUAAUGCGUACCUAUGAGGAGCUCAGUAUUUUUCACCGGUUGACAAAAAUAUAAAUAUUCAGCCCCAAAUACAUUUAGCCUGGCUCGUCUGUAUUGCAAACAAAAACUCCAAUAUUAUUUUUCCAAGUUUCUUCCUUGGAUGGUUUGUUACAAAGCAUCAAGAAUCUUUUUUUUCCGUGCUGUUUUUUUGUCAUUAUUCUGGGGAAAAAUUAGACUUUGGGCAAUGGUUAUUACCAGAAUUCUCACAGAUGUACAUCUCUCACCUUUCUAAAACUUUCCAAGAUCCUCAUUUAGAAAAUGUGUAGUUCUCUGGUUCUUAAUUUUCUAAAGACUGUGACACUGCUGUCAGCACCUCAUGCUCGUACGUAAUCAGAAUCAACCCCCAGGACUGCGGGAGAGGGUGGUAAACGCGGAACUAGCAAAGUGAAUACACCGUUUUGCAUUAACACGCUCGGGACUUCUGUCCACGCUGAAGCCUGAGCAUUUUUGCCCCGAAACAAGGACUACAUUUCACGAUUUAAACUGAAGCUUCUAUAAAACGUGGGGAAACUCCUUGCAAGAGAAUAACAGGGGUGGAUAUAACACUCCUAGGAAAGGGUCUGCAAACGCGUGCCAUGCGAUCUGAGCGGGCAUAAGCAAAGGUGGAAAUACGCGCUUCUUUGAAGGCAGAGAUUAUGUCAGCAGCGGGCAGGCGGGGAACGCUACGUGAGACCGAGGUUUGAGGAGAUGAUUACUGGGACCGUCACGAGCAUCUCUUUAAACUUUUCUUCAGCGAAUUCCAGAACACUUUCGGGAAACGCGCGGAGCCACCCAGCACUCCCGGGGAAGCCGGCAGCACAGCUGUAGCGCUACGCCGCCAGCCGAGCCCCGCUGUCCUCCCCGGGGUGCCUUUCUCGAGAGCCCCGUAACCACCCCCGGGAGGCCCACCCGGGGUGCACCCAGGGGGAGGCGGGGCCGGGCGCGGGCGGCGGAGCCCCGCGCCAAGGGAGCCGGGGGCGGCGGAGCGCCGGGUCCCGCCCGACUCCUACCUGGUAGGCGUCGGGGAUGUUGACGGUCUCUCCGUGCUCCGCCACGUAGCCGAUGAUGCCCUUGCCCCAGGGCACCUGCACCUCGCUGCUGUUCUCGGUGGAGCCGCAGGGCAGCAGCGGGGUGCCGGCGUGCACGUCGAAGAACUUGGAGACCAGGCUCUUCUUGCCGGCGGCCGCCCCCUCCACGAGGAACAGCGAGCCCCGGUCGGCGUCCACCAUGAGGCAGACGAAGAUGAGGAUCUUGUAGCUGAGGCUGGUGAGGUCCAGGUCGUUGGAGAUGUCCUUGACCAGCUCCAGGAAGAACUGCCGCUCGUUAUGCUCCUUGAGGUAGCGCUUGUAGUCCAGGGCCGGGGGCGGGUACUGGGGCAGGCUGACGCGGGACUCCAGCAGGGCGCUGAGGAUGUGCGCGGUGGUGGGGGGCAAGGAGCUGGCCUUCCGCAGCAGCGCCCGCCGCCGUACGCUGCUCAGCGGCUCCUGCGCCCGGGCGUGCACGUGCUCGUCGUAGGUGAGGUUGACGUGGAUGGCCUUGGAGCGGGCGAAGCUCUUCCGCAGCUCCUUCUGGGACGCCCUCCGCUGCAGCCCCCCGGCUCCGGGCCCGCUCGCGCCGCCCCAGCCGCCGCCGACCCGCCGCUCCUCCGACGGUCCUCCGGCGGGCGCCUUGGGAAGCGAGUUUCUCCUCUUCAGCCACCUCUCCACCAGCUCGGGGUGCCUGUCCAGGAAACUUUCCACCGCCGCCACGUCGAGGCCGCCGUCGGCCGCCAUGGUAUUCUUUCCGCUGCCCGCCUCCCGCUCCUCUUCUGCUCCUCGGUCCCGGGCUGCCGCCGAGCCUCUGGAGAUGCUCGGGCAAACCCCUCCCGCCCGGCGCUGUCAGCGCUGGCGGCGGCGGCUGCGUAACCCAGGCGGCGGCCCACUGAGCGAGG